AUGGAUGUUCACCAGCGAUACCCGCAGGCCAUUGUCCUGCCAGCUCUAUCAUUUUUCUCCAUUGCUCUCGCUAUUCCACCUCUGAUACUACAUGGAAAGAACCGUAACUUUUCCGCUACCAGUCUGAUAUUCUGGUCCAUUCUUCUCAAUCUCUUCAACAUCAUCAAUUCCCUCAUCUGGCCCACGGACGAUGUCGAUUCAUGGUGGGACGGCGCCGGGCUCUGUGAUAUCGAACUCAAGUUUAUGGCAGCCAGCUAUAUUGGUAUUCCCGGAAGCUUGGUAUGCAUUUUUCGAAGUCUUGCAGUUGUUCUUGAUACAGAUCGAGCUACAUUGGUCCCCAGCAAGGGUCAACGUUGGCGAAAACGGUUCACGGAGAUUCUGUUCUGUGUGGCUGCUCCAGUCCUUGCGAUGAUCACCCAGAUUGUCUGGCAAAAGAGUCGAUACUUGCUGUAUGGCAUCUCGGGAUGUGUGAAUGAUUUUGACGAGAGUUGGGUCAGUCUCGUACUUGCAUGGAUCUGGCCACCGGUCAUCUGCCUCAUCGCCACAUAUUAUUGCUGCCUGGUACUCAUUCGCGUGCACAAAUAUCGAAGCGACUUUGCAAAUGUCUUGCGCGCCUCGAGCAGCAACCUUAGCAAAUCCCGCUUCUACCGCCUCUUCUUCCUCGCCCUGUCCAUGCUCAUCUGCAUACUCCCUCUACAGAGCUACGUCCUCUAUAGAAACAUCGAUCUCUCCCUUCCUUGGUCUUCCUACUCAUGGAGCAAAAACCACGGAGCUAAAUGGCUUGUAAUCGACAGGCGAGCAUCCCACGGUGAGGUCUUCUUUGACCGCUGGACACCCGUCGCAUCGGGCUUCAUGAUCUUUGGAUUCUUCGGCUUCGGCCGCGAUGCCACCCGCAUGUACCGCACCGUCUUCUGGUACUUAGGACUUGGAUAUUGCUUCCCAAACUUCGAUCCCCCAACAUCCAGCCAAAUCACCCCGCCCCCUGCGCAUGCCUCGACAAGCACAACCCUCGUCGACUCCAUCGGUUCCAUCAGCUCCCGCGCCAAAUCACUCUUCUCCCGCAAGGACUCAGGCACAUACACCGGUCCCUUUUCGUCAAACCGUGCUGCCUACAACGAUCUUGAAAAGGGAACUAUCACUACUGCUUCGCACCUCUCUCGAAGCCAAAGCUUGAACCAAUCCACCGCCAAAAAGUCUCGCUGGACCAAUCUUCCCUGGUCACUCUUCAACAGACCCCGAGUCUGCCAAGAUACAGAUGGAACCCAGCUGUGCAAGCUCUCUCCCCCCUUGCAGACAGUCAGCACAAACGCCUGGGCAAGCCGCCAUGAAAGUCUGGAUUUGUCUACUGAGCAUGUUCUGCCUCAGCGCCCUGGGGAUUUCAUUCAUGUGAGACGGGUUAUCAGCCAGCAGAGCGAGGUUGAAUUCCAGAUUUAG
This is a messenger RNA of Penicillium paradoxum, 1434 nucleotides long. Its product is annotated as pheromone receptor. Bases 1 to 1434 code for a protein of 477 amino acids. Gene Ontology annotation, molecular function: mating-type factor pheromone receptor activity. Gene Ontology annotation, cellular component: membrane. Lineage: Eukaryota; Fungi; Ascomycota; Eurotiomycetes; Eurotiales; Aspergillaceae. Gene Ontology annotation, biological process: G protein-coupled receptor signaling pathway. The record is from RefSeq and is a predicted model, not a curated record. The transcript has 2 exons.